AUUCUGCACGUCAGCUUUAAAACAUGUCAAGUUAUCAUCAACUUGCACACAAAAAGCAGGUGAAUCUUGCACAUUUUCUUGUAAUAAUGGAUAUACCCCGACAACUUCAAAGAACUUACUUUGUACAGAUAUGGGCACCUGGAGCCAGAACACCAGAAAUUUAUGCUUAAGAAACACAUCCUCACAACACAAUAGCGAAAACUAUUUUAAAAUAUACAAUAUGUAUGUCUACAUUGGAUCAUCAAUUGCAGCCAUCGCUGGAAUAAUUUUCGCUGUAGCUCUUGCAAUAGCGUGUUUCCUCAAAAGAAAAAAUAAAUCUCGCGAUUCGUACCAGACAUCGGUGCACGCGGAACACAAUUACUCGAUAAUCAGAAGUCGUGGAUAUUUGACUGGAAGUAAUAGAGAAGAGGGGCAAGAACCUGCUGAAUACAUUACCACUGAUGACCAGUUCAUUACAGAAUAUGUGGAACCAAUGAAAGACAUGUAUCUGAACCCUGUGUAUAGCUACUAAACUGUGCUACUCAUCUGCAGCAAGAAACUUAUGA
Messenger RNA from Saccostrea echinata, 545 nucleotides. RefSeq lists its product as uncharacterized. The transcript has 3 exons. The record is from RefSeq and is a predicted model, not a curated record. The coding region runs from base 131 to 511 and encodes 126 amino acids. NCBI's taxonomy places the organism in Eukaryota, Metazoa, Mollusca, Bivalvia, Ostreida, Ostreidae.